Messenger RNA from Erpetoichthys calabaricus (reedfish), 1774 nucleotides. It is a transcript of the gene hnrnph3, whose product is annotated as heterogeneous nuclear ribonucleoprotein H3 (2H9). Lineage: Eukaryota; Metazoa; Chordata; Cladistia; Polypteriformes; Polypteridae. Gene Ontology annotation, biological process: regulation of RNA splicing. Bases 198 to 1562 code for a protein of 454 amino acids. The record is from RefSeq and is a predicted model, not a curated record. The transcript is spliced from 12 exons. Gene Ontology annotation, cellular component: nucleoplasm; ribonucleoprotein complex. Gene Ontology annotation, molecular function: RNA binding.
CUCAAAAGUCACGCAUCGCACUGUGUAGGGGAUAUAUCGUAGUUCACUGCUUGUUCGUUUAUUAUUAUUGUAGUAAUAGUUUUAACUUGUAAAAUACAUCGCGUAUUUUUAUUAUUUUUUUUUUUUACAUUUUUGAUGUGAGAAUUUGCUGUAGUGCUAAGUUUUUUUUUUCUAUAACGGUAAACAGGUGUUUUAAAAUGUCUUUAGAAGAGGAUGGAUUUGUUGUUCGGGUUAGAGGAUUACCGUGGUCUUGUACUCCAGAAGAAAUUGCUGAUUUCUUUUCAGAUUGCAACGUUUUAGGUGGAGUUGAUGGCAUAAAUUUUACUUUUACAAAAGAAGGAAAAACAAGUGGGGAGGCUUUUGUAGAGCUGGCAACCGGGGAAGACCAAAUAAAGGCUCUUGAAAAGGAUCGAAAGUACAUGGGCCAUAGAUACGUUGAAGUUUUUAAGUCAGAUAGGAGUGAAAUGGAUUGGAUCUUGAACCGUUGUGGCCCCAGUGAUUAUGACAGCAGCAGUGGUUGUAUGGUACGUCUUCGGGGACUGCCAUUUGGCUGCAGCAAGGAAGAAAUUGUGCAGUUCUUUUCAGGGUUGAAAAUCGUGCCAAAUGGGAUAACAUUGCCGAUGGACUACCAGGGGAGAAACACAGGGGAAGCCUUCGUGCAGUUUGCUUCAAAGGAGAUAGCAGAAAAAGCUCUGGGGAAACACAAGGAAAGAAUAGGGCACAGGUACAUUGAAAUUUUCAAGAGCAGUUCCAAUGCAAUUCAGGCAUACUAUGAACAGCCACGAAGGAUGAUGGUACAAAGACCUGGACCAUACGAUAGGCCAAUGCCUGGGCGUGGAGGAUUUUUUGGACCUUUGCCUGGUAGAGGAGGAGGAGGAGGUGGUGGAGGUGGAGGUGGAGGCAGCAGCGGAAGCUUGUUAGAUCCAAUGCGUGGACCGGGUGGAUAUGGUGGUGGUUAUGGAAGAUUUGACAACUAUAAUGGCUUCAAUAACUAUUGCUUUGGCAAUGGCAUGUUUGAUGACCAAAUGAGGGCUGACCGAGGCAGAGGUGUGAGUGGACCGGGCUUCCGCGGCUCUGGAGAUGCCAGUUCUGGUUUUCACAGUGGCCAUUUUGUCCAUAUGAGAGGCCUUCCUUUCAGAGCCACAGAAGCAGAUAUUGCUAAAUUUUUCUCUCCAUUAAAUCCCAUGAGAGUUAACAUCGAUGUGACUCCCAAUGGAAAGGCUACUGGAGAAGCUGAUGUAGAAUUUGCAACACAUGAAGAUGCAGUAUCGGCCAUGUCUAAAGACAAAAGCCACAUGCAGCACCGCUACAUUGAGCUGUUUUUGAAUUCUACUGCCAGCGGUAACUCCGAGAUGGGUAAUCCAUGGAGUUGCACUUCCGGUAAAACUGGAACUCUUGGAACUUACGAAGGUGGCUAUGCAAACCCGGACAAUAUGGGAGGAUAUGGUCGAGGAGGUGGUGGAGGAGGAGGAGGAGGUGGCGGUGGCGGUGGGUUUAGCAGUAUGGCUGGAGCCCUGGGCAUGCAAGGAGGCAACCGAGGAGGACUGAGAGGACUGUUUUAAGUGAAGUUUUUGUUUUCAGUGGACCAGGCUAAAUGAAACUUGUACUUCAAACUCUUUAUAAGAAAGGGAGGAGUGUUGUUUAUUAUUAUGCAUUUUAGAUGUGCGUUCUUAAGAUGUUCUCAAUGUCUUAGAAUGUUACCACGACACUUUGAGGUCUCUCCAUAAAAGAAGCCUGCUGUUGUACAUUUUGCUUAUUAAACUUUUCUAUUGAA